Messenger RNA from Eruca vesicaria subsp. sativa (arugula), 1399 nucleotides. Lineage: Eukaryota; Viridiplantae; Streptophyta; Magnoliopsida; Brassicales; Brassicaceae. The record is from the annotation of a GenBank genome assembly.
GCCAAUGGCUGCUAGUCUUGCAACCAUAUCUUUAUCUUUCUCUUUUUGCUCUGAACGGUAAGAGUAUUCAGGGACACAACAGCUUGUCUUUGCAUCUAUGGCGUCGAUGCGGACGAGCAAACUUCUUCUCCUUAUCUGCUACGUUUCUCUUCUCUGCUUCGUGUCAUCAUCAUCAUCAUCUGAUAUUUCUAAGACAUCUUCGUCGAAGGUCUCGCUGGGCGUGUACUAUGAAUCUCUCUGUCCGUAUUGUUCUCGCUUCAUAGUUAACCACAUCUCAAAGCUCUUCGAAGACGAUCUCAUUUCCAUCGUCGAUCUCCAUCUGUCUCCCUGGGGCAACUCCAAGUUCAACUCCGAGAAUGACACUUUCACCUGCCAGCACGGUGAAUAUGAAUGCUUCUUGGACACCGUUGAAUCUUGUGUGAUGGAUGUUUGGCCUGAAUCGAGCGAUCAUUUUCCGUUCAUCAGCUGUAUUGGGAGUUUGGUGCUUGAACACAAGUACGAGAAGUGGGAGACUUGUUAUGAGAAGCACAAUCUGAAAUCGAAACCUGUUGAGGAUUGUCUCAGUAGUGGACGUGGAAAAGAGCUUCAGUUGCAGUGUGCUGCAGAAAUGAAUGCAUUUAAUCCGCCUCAUAACAUCCUGCCCUGGGUAAUUGUAGAUGGACAGCCACUUUAUAAGGUUCGUUUAGUAUGUUUCUUUUUAAAAGAUUCUGCUUAUUUCUUCUUACUAAACACUUUUAUUCUCUUGUGUUAUAAAUGGUAUCUCUAUAUUCAGGUAGCAGUCAUAUUAGAUUUAUGAUUGAUUUGGAAUGUGGUUGUGCAAAACGUUGUAGUUAGUUUCUCUAAGGAAUUGGGCAUCUGGCAGUUCAAAAUCAGGGUAUUCUCGUAUAUGUAGUUAAUCAAACGAGAAGUGAAGUGUCUCCAGGAGAUACUUCAUGACUUAUGAAGAAUGGAUGGUGCUGUAUAAAAAUCCUAUGUAUCUGCUUGUGCUUGAUGUUUCUUGGCUUUGAACUUACCUUUGUGUUCACUGCAGGAUUAUGAAAACUACAUAAGCUACAUCUGCAAGGCUUACAAAGGUGAUAAAGUGCCUGGCGCGUGUGCCAAAUAUUCUUCCUUUUCCGAAGUGUCAAAGUGAAAUCGCUUCUCUCUGCUCUGCUGGAAAGGAGUCAUUAUGUUGUGGGAUUUGUUGGAACGUAUAAAAACCUCUUUAUUGUCGUAUAUGGACGUCUUAGGCCUGCUACAAACAUAUUCCUUUCUUUCUGUUGUGUUAUGUAACAUGAUACCAUGAAAAGUUAUUUAGAUUCUGAGCAAUGAUGAAAACUAUUGUUUCAGAAUAUGUAUGUUGGUUGGAUUUUGUAUGCUUGAGAUAAUAAAUGGAUCAUUUAAUUUCGUUUGCAAAUCA